AUGUACAUCACGAUUGGGAUCACUCAGUUGAGCGGAGAUGUGAGAUACAUCCAGGUGGCGCUGGACUCUUCAGUUGAUGCGCUGAGGCAUCAGGUGCACAACCUACUUGGAGUCUUCAAAGGCAGGUUGCUCACAGCUUCCGGGGAUGUGCUGCGGGGCAGCAGGACAGUCGAGCAGUCGGGGCUGCAAAAUGGCAGUCUCCUGACCCUCCACACAGAGCCCGUUUAUGCCUCUGCGUCCUUGGGAGCUUUUGCCGCCGUCUUGGGCGAUGGGUCCCUUGCUUGCUGGGGAGACUCUGACCGGGGCGGAGACUGCACUGCAAAGGAGUGUCUGCAGAACAUGCAGGUCUGUGGAAUCUGCUCUACGCGCGCAGCGUUCGCCGCCAUCCUGGUGAACGGAUCCGUGGUGACCUGGGGACGUCCCGAAAGUGGUGGUGACAGCAGUUCCGUGCAGGAGCAUCUCAGGGAUGUGAAGCGCGUGCAAUCUACGGCCUCCGCCUUCGCUGCGAUCCUCAGUGAUGGAUCUGUGGUGACAUGGGGCCUUGCCGAGUGUGGGGGCAACAGCAGCGAUGUCCAAAAGCAGUUGAAGAACGUGCGUCAGAUCCAAGCUACAUAUUCCGCAUUUGCAGCACUCUUGAGUGACGGAUCUGUGGUAACUUGGGGCUUACCUGACUGCGGAGGAGAUAGCACCGCUGUGCAGGAGCAGUUGCGGAGUGUGCAGUUCAUACAAUCUACAAGCUUGGAAGAGGGAAGCGCGUUUGCUGCGAUCCUGCGGGAUGGAUCCGUCGUCACUUGGGGCGCAGCCGAAGGCGGCGGCGACAGCAGCUCCGCACAGAAGCAACUGAAGAGUGUUCUGCACAUCCAAGCAACGAACCAUGCCUUUGCCGCAAUCCUUGCUGAUGGAUCAGUGGUGACGUGGGGGAACCCUGAUUUCGGCGGCGACUGCACCGGCGUGCAGAAGCAACUGAAGGGUGUGAAGUGCAUCCAGGCUACGUAUUCCGCAUUCGCGGCCGUCCUGGAGGAAGGCAGCGUUGUCACGUGGGGUGAUGCCGAAUGUGGAGGUGACAGCAGCUAUGCCCAGAAGCGACUGCAGAAGGUUGAAUGCAUCCAGGCUACACAUCGUGCCUUUGCGGCAAUUCUGUACGACGGAUCUGUGGUGGCUUGGGGCGACCCUGAUUUCGGAGGCGAUUGCAGUGAUGUUGAGAGCCGCUUGCUGAGCGUCCAGAAAAUACAGGCUACAUACUUCGCAUUCGCGGCAUUGCUAAGUGACGGUCCCGUUGUAAGCUGGGGGAGCUCCACAUCCGGUGGGGCAAGCGAUCAUCUUACCAAGGAAUUGAAACAUGUCAAUUCGCUUCAAGCCACCGACUUUGCAUUUCUUGCCAUCAAGGUUGAUGGAUCUGCUGUGGCUUGGGGGCAUUCUGAACUGGGUGGCGACAACCACGCAGCGCAGUUUCAGCUGCGCGACGCCUAA
Symbiodinium natans is the source of this 1470-nucleotide messenger RNA. The record is from the annotation of a GenBank genome assembly. Lineage: Eukaryota; Dinophyceae; Suessiales; Symbiodiniaceae.